Drosophila willistoni is the source of this 1188-nucleotide messenger RNA. It is a transcript of the gene Gr58a, whose product is annotated as putative gustatory receptor 58a. The coding region runs from base 1 to 1188 and encodes 395 amino acids. The transcript has a single exon. Lineage: Eukaryota; Metazoa; Arthropoda; Insecta; Diptera; Drosophilidae. Gene Ontology annotation, biological process: sensory perception of taste. The record is from RefSeq and is a predicted model, not a curated record. Gene Ontology annotation, molecular function: sweet taste receptor activity. Gene Ontology annotation, cellular component: membrane; axon; dendrite.
AUGUCGGUUGGUUGGUUUUUGAAAGUUUUCUAUAAUUAUGGAUUGGUCAGCGGAUUGUUGCCGGCUCGUUUGGCUAAACAGGGCCAAGUUUGGCAUUUUUGCAAUGGAAUUGGUUAUAUCAUCUAUACCAUAUUAGUAAAUUGUUCACUCCUCCUGCUAUUGCCUUUAACUUUACCUCGCUUCAUGUACACUAAUAGUUAUAUGAGUGAAUCUUCAUCACUUCAAUGGAACUUUACUUUAACCGGUGUCACCCGCGUUUUGGCCAUGUUUGUCUGUGGUGGUUUGGUUUGGAUUAAAAGAAACAAACUUCGACAACUGGGUGAGGAUCUGCUGAGGCAAUGUCAGCUCUGUCAGCAAUUGCAAGAGAAGAGCAAUCACUUGGUGAAAUAUAAACAACUUCAGGACAAGAUUCGAGGUCUUUUAUUUCAACAAUUUUGCGUGAUGAUGUUGAAUAUCUUUGCUCCAGCUUUCUUACUUCUACGCAUUGAAUCGGAUCAAGUAUUAGACUAUCUUCUCAUGGUGUUUGUUCAUAUGGUGCAGUUUAUCUAUAUAAUGAUAGCCAUGCUAGGUUUUUAUAUAGUCCUCCUACUUAUCUACUGGCAAAUGCAGCGUGUGAAUCUGGGACUUAAGGAUCUGCUGGAUGCCCUUCAUUGCGACAGGUAUAUUCAAACAUCUCUUGAGACACUGCGUCAUCUCUAUCAUUUGCAUGGUCAAAAUGUAAAUUUACUUCAUCGAGUACUACAAAUUACGGAUGUCUCUAUGGCCUGCCUUCUGCUCAAAAUGUUUGUGACAAAUGUGAAUUUAGUCUAUCAUGGAGUUCAAUUUGGAAAUUCCAGCAUUGAUACCAAUUGGCUGACCAAAAUGCUUGGUGAAUCUGUGAUCCUGACGCACUAUUGGAAUGCCAUCCUGCUCAUGAAUCUAGUCGAUAGUCUCACACGACAAACUGGCAUUGAAACGGCUCACAUAAUGCGCCAAUUUUCGGCUUAUGAGUCAAACAAUCGAGAUUUUGAAGUGCAAUUGGAAAUAUUUUCAGAUCAUGUUCGUUGUCAUCCCACUGCUUACAAAGUUUGUGGACUUUUUGUCUUUAAUAAGAGCACGAGUUUAGCUUAUUUUUUUACUGUUUUGAUUGAGGUUCUGGUUCUUGUGCAAUUUGAUUUAAAAAAUAAAGUUGAUGAACAUCAGAAAUGA